Phaeoacremonium minimum UCRPA7 is the source of this 315-nucleotide messenger RNA. RefSeq lists its product as hypothetical. The record is from RefSeq and is a predicted model, not a curated record. Bases 1 to 315 code for a protein of 104 amino acids. NCBI's taxonomy places the organism in Eukaryota, Fungi, Ascomycota, Sordariomycetes, Togniniales, Togniniaceae. The transcript has 2 exons.
AUGGAUUUCGUAAAGAACUUCACCGGCGAUAAUAACAAGGAGGGCGAGCAAAAGCCCAACCAGGAGCAGAAGUCAUCUGGCGGCUUCAUGGAUAAGCUCAACGGCAUCGCCGGCGGCGGUCAGCAAGGAGAGAAGAACGAAGACACUGUCGACAAGGGAGUCGAUUGGGUCCAGGAACAUGUCCUUGGCCAAGGAGAUCAAUCCAACGAGAGUGCCAUCGAGCAGGCGAAAGAUGAACAGAUCAGCGAUUUCAUCCGCAAGCAAUACAAGGGAACCACUGGAAAUGAGCUUCCCAUCGCUGACAAGGAGCACUAA